AUGUCUAUGUGUGACACAGACAGUGGUGGUAGCAUCACCGGACCUAUUUACACCUUUAACUAUAGCACCGUUUUUAAAGACGGUACUAACGGUGUGGACGGAUUGGGUGGGGCGAAAUCUGUGACCGUUAGUCCUGAUGGAAACAAUGUCUAUGUGGGAGGUUGGGAUGAUGAUGCCUUGGCAGUAUUUAACAGAAACACGACAACUGGAGCACUUACCUAUUCCACUAAUUUUAAAGAUGGACAAGAUGGACAAGAUGGAGUGGAUGGAUUGGGUCAUGCAAUCUCUGUCACGGUAAGUCCUGAUGGAAACAAUGUCUAUGUGGCAGGCUAUAAUGAUGAUGCCUUGGCAGUGUUUAACAGAAACACGACAACUGGUGCACUCACCUAUAGCACCGUUUUUAAAGACGGUACUAACGGUGUGGAUGGAUUGAAAGGGGCAUAUUCUGUCACGGUAAGUCCUGAUGGAAACAAUGUGUAUGUGGCAGGUUUUGACGAUGAUGCCUUGGCAGUGUUUAACAGAAACACGACAACUGGUGCACUCACCUAUAGUACCGUUUUUAAAAACGGUACUAACGGUGUGGAUGGAUUGGAUGGUCCAGCCGCUGUCAUGGUUAGUCCAGAUGGGGAAAAUGUCUAUGUGGCAGGCUAUAAUGAUGAUGCCGUGGCAGUGUUUAACAGAAAUACAACAACUGGUGUACUCACUUAUAGCACCGUUUUAAAAGACGGAGUAAAUGGUGUGGACGGAUUGGAUGGUCCAGUCGCUGUCACCGUUAGCCCUGAUGGAAACAAUGUGUAUGUGGUAAGUCUUGUCGAUGAUGCUUUGGCUGUGUUUAACAGAAAUACAACAACUGGUGUACUCACUUAUAGCACCGUUUUAAAAGACGGUACUAACGGUGUGGACGGAUUGGAUGGGGCGAAAUCUGUGACCGUUAGUCCUGAUGGAAACAAUGUCUAUGUGGUGAGUUCUCAGGAUGAUGCCUUGGCAGUGUUUAACAGAAACACGACAACUGGGGCACUCAACUAUAGCACCAUUUUUAAAGACGGUACUAACGGUGUGGACGGAUUGGAUGGGGCAUAUUCUGUCACGGUUAGCCCUGAUGGAAACAAUAUCUAUGUGGUAAGUGAGGAGGAUGAUGCCUUGGCAGUGUUUAAUAGGAGUAGUAGCCAGUGA
This is a messenger RNA of Ylistrum balloti, 1173 nucleotides long. Its product is annotated as 6-phosphogluconolactonase-like. Gene Ontology annotation, molecular function: protein binding. The record is from RefSeq and is a predicted model, not a curated record. The coding region runs from base 1 to 1173 and encodes 390 amino acids. NCBI's taxonomy places the organism in Eukaryota, Metazoa, Mollusca, Bivalvia, Pectinida, Pectinidae. The transcript has 2 exons.